AUGGACGAGGAAAUUCAACUGAGGCAGCAGCAGCAGCGCGCCGCCAACGCCGCCCGGUUACCGACAGCGGACAAUGCGCUGAUGUGGGCCCUGGAGAAGGUGGACAGGCAGCUAGAUCAGAUCGAGCAGGACCCGCCGGCGCUGCUCAAGGCAUCGUAUGACGUGGCCAACGGUCCCGUGGGCUCGGCGACCAGCAAGGGCGUGCAGGCGGCCGCCAAGGUGACGCUCGCGGCCACCACGCAGGCGGUCAAGGCGGCGGCGCCGAUCGGGUCGUGGGCGCUGCGCGAGGGGUUCAAGGUGGCGAGCAAGGCGGCGGUGGGGCUGGUCUCCAUGGCGAUGGAGCAGCAGCAGCAGGCAGAGCAGCGGGAUUCCAAGAAGCGCAGCCAGCGCAAGCGCUGA
Molecule: messenger RNA, 399 nt
Organism: Monoraphidium neglectum
Lineage: Eukaryota; Viridiplantae; Chlorophyta; Chlorophyceae; Sphaeropleales; Selenastraceae
Exons: 1
Coding region: 1-399 (132 amino acids)
Source: RefSeq, a predicted model, not a curated record